Molecule: messenger RNA, 1630 nt
Organism: Styela clava
Lineage: Eukaryota; Metazoa; Chordata; Ascidiacea; Stolidobranchia; Styelidae
Product: fatty acid hydroxylase domain-containing protein 2-like
Biological process (GO): lipid biosynthetic process
Molecular function (GO): oxidoreductase activity; iron ion binding
Source: RefSeq, a predicted model, not a curated record
GUGUCUGUGUAAUAAUUUUGCAGCUGGGGUGGUGUAAUGCGAAUCACAUAAGCAAACAAUGUGGUUUGUUGUCCUUGAAAAAAUAUCGUUUAUUUUUAUGGUAACCUCGAUGGAGGCUAAUUAUUAACUCCACAGUCGCACGUUCCGAUGUAUAAACUCUCCAGGGAACAGUCCGUAGCCUGCUUUGCAAUAUUCGAGAUAAAAUAUUUCCAGAAAAGGUGCCGAUAUCUUACUUUAACAUCGAGGCAUUAGCGCAGAUGUAUAAGGCUUUUGUUAAGUUAUAAUCUGAAAAAGAAUUGCAACGAUGGCUCACCAAAUUAAGGUGUCCUUUCUCGUUUAUACCGUUUUACGACUGAUCUGCAUGUACAUCGUAUCUGUGACAAUCAUUCAAGGAACAAAAAGUAUUAUUGAAUGGCAGGUAGAUCGAACUGGGGGCAAAUCGGAAUAUAUGUGGCAAAAUAUGUGGAAAAGAGUCGUUGAAUUCUUAGGAGAAAACCAUUUUAUGAUUUUCGUAGCAGGUACAUAUGGUUAUUCCGCCACCGUCUUUUGGUUGUAUCAUAGCAUUUAUCUGUAUAUGGAUAUGACAGAAAAACCAGCGUUUUUGAGAAAAUACAAAAUUCAGGAAGGAAAAAAUUCACCGCUCACACCCGCACAACUGAAAAAAGCUCUGAGUGUCAUUCUCCCGAGUCAGAUGUAUGCUAUUAUGGUAACCACAAUGUUUUAUCCUAUACAAAAAUGGAGAGGAAUGCCGUAUCUUGACCCUGAGCUGCCAUCUGUACCGCGUCUUGUAUGGGAUGUCCUUAUAAUAGCGAUUCUGCAAGGCGGGAUGUUCUACUAUAGCCAUCGAUUACUCCACCAUCCUGUAUUAUACAAACGAUUCCACAAGAUUCAUCAUGAAUGGACAGCUCCAGUGAGCAUAACUUCGGUGUACGCGCAUCCAGUCGAAGCAAUAAUAUCCAACUACAUUCCACUUGUUCUGGCUUCGGCAAUAGUUGGAUGCCAUGUCUUCACGACGUGGGUAUGGCUGACUGUCGCGAUUAUUCAAACAGCAAACGAUCAUAGUGGAUACCAUUUCCCUUUUUCUCUGUCGCCAGAAUUUCACGACUAUCAUCAUUUAAAGUUUAACCAAUGUUUUGGUGUGUUUGGUAUACUGGAUCAUAUUCACGGCACCGACAGUCAGUUUCAGGAAUCAGUACAAAACAAACGACAUCAUAUGUUUUUCAGUCUGGUACCAAUUUCAAAAAGCAUUCCAUUUCCACCGAAGUCAGAAGAAAGGCCUAAAGCCGCAUGAAAAUUGCACCAUAAUCAUUGUAGCCUACAUAUCUGUAAAUUGCAAAUAAUAGGAAGACGUUUUGAGUAUCGUUAUAUACUCUUUUUCAAUCUAAAUGUCUAUAUAUAUAAAAUUCUCGCCGAGUCAAAAAGCACAAAAGAUGCGAAAAAACUUUCCAUAAAAUCGUUUUCCAUAUAUGUGUUUUCUGAGCAAUUAUUAUUCUAUUUUGUUUUUUUCCUCAUCUAUAAUUUUACGUUUGUUAUUAUCAAUAUUUAGUUUGAUUGGACCAUUUCAGGUCCAAGAUACUGCUUUUAUUGGGAUUGCUUGAUAUUUUUAGUUCCAAUACCUGCAAGAAGUCAA